UUUCUUGCUCAACAACUAUUACUCUCACCAGAACUAGCAUGGAUAUAGUCUCCAGUCUCAGCCCAAUCACGUCUGAUGCGUCGAAGCGUGAGAGGGCAGUGGGAAUGCACACUAAGGCAGGGCACUGUGUACGGAUCAUGUCAAUGGCAAUCCAAUCGUGAUAGGAAGCCCAGCAGUACUCUAAGGCCUUCGGCCACGAUUGGUACC
Molecule: messenger RNA, 207 nt
Organism: Periconia digitata
Lineage: Eukaryota; Fungi; Ascomycota; Dothideomycetes; Pleosporales; Periconiaceae
Source: the annotation of a GenBank genome assembly